Messenger RNA from Megachile rotundata (alfalfa leafcutting bee), 1821 nucleotides. RefSeq names its product fumarate hydratase, mitochondrial. The record is from RefSeq and is a predicted model, not a curated record. Gene Ontology annotation, biological process: fumarate metabolic process; malate metabolic process; tricarboxylic acid cycle. Gene Ontology annotation, molecular function: fumarate hydratase activity. Gene Ontology annotation, cellular component: mitochondrion. Lineage: Eukaryota; Metazoa; Arthropoda; Insecta; Hymenoptera; Megachilidae.
CCUAUUUAAUUGAAACACACCCUAAAUACAACACACAUUCGGUCUAGUUCUCAAGUAGUUUGCUUCAUCCCGCUUUUGUCUGCUAAACCCGACAUCGGGCAUUCUUAAAAAACCAUUCUUUUUGUAUUUCUGAACAAAAUAAAUAGUAGAAUUAAGUACAAUGACAUUAAAUCUAAUCAGAACUUCGUUUGUCAGUCAUGGAUUGCGAGAAUUUAAGGAAUCAUCGUCGUUUUUAAUGUUAAAUCUGUCGUUCCGCACAUCAGCAGUUUAUAAGGGCAGUAAGGAUUCUGGUAAAGGUUAUCGAAUUGAAAAGGACACUUUUGGGGAAUUAAAAGUUCCUGCUGACAAAUAUUAUGGAGCACAAACAAUGCGAUCAAUGAUAAAUUUUCCAAUUGGUGACACCUUUGAACGAAUGCCUUAUGGAGUUAUUGUUGCAAUGGGCAUAUUAAAAAAAGCUGCAGCGGAGGUAAAUAAGGAAUUUGAUUUAGAUCCGAAAAUAGCAGAUGCAAUAAGCAAAGCUGCUGAUGAUGUUAUAUCUGGAAAACUUUAUAAUGAUCAUUUUCCAUUAGUAAUUUGGCAGACAGGUUCUGGUACACAAACCAAUAUGAAUACUAAUGAGGUAAUCUCAAAUCGUGCAAUUGAAUUGCUCGGUGGUGAGCUUGGUUCAAAGAAACCUGUGCAUCCAAAUGAUCAUGUAAACAAAUCUCAAAGUAGCAAUGAUACAUUUCCAACUGCUAUGCACAUAGCUGUUGCUUUAGAAAUCAAUAAAGUAUUACUUCCUGGAUUAGAGAAAUUGUAUGAGGCUUUAAAUGAAAAAGCUCAAGCAUGGAAAGAUAUCAUAAAAAUUGGUAGAACUCAUACUCAAGAUGCUGUGCCUUUGACAUUAGGACAAGAAUUCUCAGGUUAUGCAACACAAGUUUGCAAUGGUAUGAAAAGAGUAUCUGAUACUCUUCCGCGACUAUAUGAAUUAGCACUUGGCGGUACCGCAGUAGGUACAGGACUGAAUACUCGAAAAGGUUUUGCAGAAAAAGCAGCAAAGAGAAUAGCAGAAAUUACUGGUUUACCUUUUGUAACAGCUCCAAAUAAAUUUGAAGCUUUAGCUGCACAUGAUGCUAUGGUAGAAGUGCAUGGUGCACUUAAUACAGUAGCAGUUUCACUUAUGAAGAUUGCUAAUGAUAUUCGAUUUUUGGGAAGUGGACCUCGUUGUGGAUUAGGAGAAUUAUCACUUCCUGAGAAUGAACCAGGAAGUUCAAUAAUGCCCGGGAAAGUUAAUCCGACGCAAUGUGAAGCAUUAACUAUGGUCUGUUCUCAAGUAAUGGGUAAUCAGGUUGCUGUAACUGUGGGUGGAAGCAAUGGUCAUUUUGAAUUAAAUGUAUUUAAACCUCUAAUUGUUGCAAAUACAUUAAGAUCUGCAAGACUUUUGGGUGAUGCUAGCGCUUCGUUUACCAAAAAUUGUGUUGUUGGCAUUAAACCCAAUACAGAUAGAAUUAAACAACUUCUAAAUGAGAGUUUAAUGCUUGUCACGGCAUUGAAUCCACAUGUUGGUUACGAUAAGGCUGCUGCAAUUGCGAAACAAGCACACAAAGAAAAUCUUACAUUGAAAGAAUCGGCACUAAAGAAUGGCAUAACUGCUGAACAGUUUGAUCAAUGGGUUAAACCUGAGAACAUGAUUGGUCCAAAAUAAGUGCUAAGUAGAGUAGAAAGAACUAUUGGAAUCAACAUUUUUUAUACCGCCUUGACUAUCGAAGUCGUUAUUAUAUCUUUAAAAUAAUUACACCUAUGUGUUGAAUAUUAAAAUAGAAUGAAAAAUAAUAAAUAUAA